AUGCAUGAGUUAUUUUUGACUUCUCAUAUCGCCAACGAUGACCUCUCAAGAACGGUCCGGAUUCUCCAAGGCUACUGCGGGAUGAAGCCAGUGUCUCUCAUUGAAAGGCGCUUGAUGUGGGAAGGCCCACGUGCCCGCACCAAUCUGAAAGGCAUAGAUCCAGGUUUCCUCAUGAGACAACCGCCGCAGCUGGCACCAGUAUGGCGAGGUCUCCACGAGCAGCUGGUGAGGCAAUCAUACAUCCUCACAUUGAUAUACGAUGUCACUCGAGAUUUUGGUCAAGCAGAGGCAAAUGGCAAUGAAGAGAAACCAGUACUAGAUUGUGACCAAUUACCAGGGACUCUCAGAUGGAGUGAUCUUCCUGACCCAGGAGUAAAUAGGCCAGUAAACACAAGGCCAAUAAUCAGUAUCGAGGAGCAGAGGGGACUGUGUACAAUCAUGCAAUCUAUGGGACACCGGUUCAUCAAAGAAAUUAUCCAAGAAUGCUACAGAUUCAUAAACAACAAUGUCGUCUUCGAAUUAAGCCGUUACCUUCAGCUUCCGGACCACGCUGGGAAUAAGCAACAGCGAAAGAUUAGUACCCAUUUACCCCCUUUCCAGUCUCUCGUUGCCUUCGAUUUGGAAAAUAAGUGGAUUUUGACGGCCAGUGUGAGAGUUGCAAAUGGGAAUGACCCGGAUCAGAUGCAGCAAGGUAUCGGGGAGCUGACAACUGUCAAGACGGAAUUCGAGGGCUGCUUUGACCUUCAUAUGGUCGACCGUCAUACUGUUGAUACCAGGGUCAAAAUCUGA
This is a messenger RNA of Lachnellula hyalina, 789 nucleotides long. It is a transcript of the gene srb5, whose product is annotated as Mediator of RNA polymerase II transcription subunit. The transcript has 3 exons. The record is from RefSeq and is a predicted model, not a curated record. Gene Ontology annotation, cellular component: core mediator complex; mediator complex. Gene Ontology annotation, molecular function: transcription coregulator activity. Gene Ontology annotation, biological process: regulation of transcription by RNA polymerase II; termination of RNA polymerase II transcription. NCBI's taxonomy places the organism in Eukaryota, Fungi, Ascomycota, Leotiomycetes, Helotiales, Lachnaceae. The coding region runs from base 1 to 789 and encodes 262 amino acids.